Molecule: messenger RNA, 3844 nt
Organism: Tribolium madens (black flour beetle)
Lineage: Eukaryota; Metazoa; Arthropoda; Insecta; Coleoptera; Tenebrionidae
Gene: pHCl-1
Product: glutamate-gated chloride channel
Exons: 16
Coding region: 332-1906 (524 amino acids)
Biological process (GO): chemical synaptic transmission; regulation of membrane potential; signal transduction
Cellular component (GO): neuron projection; membrane; synapse
Molecular function (GO): transmembrane signaling receptor activity; extracellular ligand-gated monoatomic ion channel activity; neurotransmitter receptor activity
Source: RefSeq, a predicted model, not a curated record
GUGAACAGAGUGCAAGGUGUAUAUCGGGUCCACAGCGCGAGCGCCACGACUCUACCUCUUGGAGCGGUUUUCCACCAGUGUUUCCUAGUUUUCCCUCAGUGCUUUUCCGGUACAUCACACAAAACGCGUGUUAGGUAGUGAGCGCGGACUUCUCAAAAUUUACAUGGAACCAAUGCCGCUUUUUCACAGAUGACGUACACGUAAAGGAUUUAUGGGUCGGCCUGAUGGAAUGCAGGAGGUGCCAGGAAAGACGGUGAGAUGCUGAAAGACGCCAGUCACGUGGGCUGAGCUCACCGCACUCAGCGCCAUAUCUCUGGAAAGAUGUCCUAAUAUGGGUCAGCCUUGGAUGCUAGUUCGCGCGGCUGCUAUACUUCUUGUGACACGGCAAACGCUGGCCUUGUCCGACAUCUUCGAAGACGGAAAAUCCGACAAGGAAAUCCUGGAUAAUCUCUUAAGGGCUACCCGCUACGACAAGAGGCUUCUGCCUCCGGUGCAAGAUGCGGACUUCUGCUGUGGCCUGCAGUCACCCGAGGAUGCCGAGUUUGAAAUGCGCAACAUCUCAAGCAGCAAACAGCGUGAGACCGUCAAGGUAGACGUUAGCGUCUUAUUGCUUAGUUUAGCGUCUCCGGACGAGUCCAGUUUGAAAUACGAAGUAGAGUUCCUCCUGCAACAACAAUGGUUCGAUCCCCGGUUGAAAUAUUCAAACCAAAGUCGAUACGAUUUCCUCAACGCUAUUCACCAUCACAACGAUAUUUGGUUACCAGACACCUAUUUCAUCAUGCACGGUGACUUCAAAGACCCUCUGAUACCAAUGCACUUUUCCCUACGGAUAUAUCGUAACGGGACGGUUUUUUAUUCAAUGCGGAGACAUCUCAUUUUAUCUUGUCAAGGACACUUAAACAUUUUUCCUUUCGACGAUCCGGAAUGUUCGUUUUCGUUGGAAAGUAUAUCUUAUGAAAUGAAAAGUAUUAAGUAUGUGUGGAAAAAUGAUGAAGAUGUGUUAAAAAAGUCUUCAAGUCUGGCCACACUCAAUGCUUAUUUAAUUAAAAAUCAAACGUCAGAAUGUAACCAGAAAAAUAACUGGAGGGCAGAAGAUGGAAACGUACCGGCAGAUGACGAUGGGCACCAUGGCUGUGAUCUCUGUCAAAAACAGUUUAAAGGAAACUACAGUUGCCUGGGGGUUAGACUAAUAUUUACACGGGAUCGAGCGUUCUACUUCACGACAGUAUUCAUACCUGGAAUUAUACUAGUAACAUCAUCAUUCAUCACAUUUUGGUUGGAAUGGAAUGCAGUACCGGCCCGUGUCAUGAUAGGUGUGACAACAAUGCUCAACUUUUUCACAACCUCAAACGGAUUCCGUUCAACGUUGCCGGUGGUUUCGAAUUUGACUGCCAUGAAUGUGUGGGACGGUGUGUGCAUGUGUUUCAUUUACGCGUCCUUAUUAGAAUUCGUAUGUGUGAAUUACGUAGGAAGAAAACGACCACUUCACAACGUCGUCUAUCGACCUGGGGAAAAUCCUGUAAUACAGCGACUGCCCGCUGUUCUCAGCAGGAUAGGCAUAAUUCUGGCCAGUCCCUUGGAAACAGCCGAACAAGAAUAUUAUUCCACAUUCUGUGAAAGUCCUCAAUAUAGAGGAGAUAAAAAAAGGGAUUCAACUGGAGUUGCGAAUGAAAUCGUAUCCUGCACCAAUUGUGGACCAAAUCCUUGCACUCACACGGCCAACAACGGCUGUGCAGCAGAGUCUUGUUUAUUGCAGGUGCGAAAAAAGGAGCCUCCCCAUCCGAUACGUGUGGCAAAGACUAUAGACGUUAUAGCUCGGAUUACUUUCCCGACCGCCUUUGCAGUUUUUCUAAUAUUUUUCUUCUAUCACUACAGCAGUUACACUCACUCUGACUCACAUAAGUGAUAAUAAUACGAGGUACAUAUCAAGCAUUUUAAAAAAUCAGUGUGAUCAGAAGAAUGAAGAGCCAUGACGAUGGUUUAGUGUGGUUGGUUUCAUACAUAUAUUUAUCUACUUCUACUAUACCAAUUUGUUGCAAUUUAUACAGAAGGUUCGCAAAACGUGUAGCUGCAAAAGCACUGUACAUAGUAUAUUUGAAAAUCAUUGAUAUUUUGACAGAUAAUUGUAAUAGAAGUUAUGUAUACACACACAUUUUUUCAAUCAAUUUGUGCAUUACAUAUUGUGAUAUUACACGAAGCGGUGAAUUUUGUUACUCAUUAGUUGAACUGUUUGUAAAUGUUUAAGGACAUGGCUAGAACAACUUUAAUUCAUCAAAAAGCACCAUCACGUGUGAAGAUUACAUCGGAAUGGGUCGAGGAUUUAUAGUUUUAUAUCGUUAACUUAAGCCACGUUUGGUUAUUUUCCUGUUUAAACCUGGUACACAUACUUACUAUCCUUUAAUUCCAUAUGGUUCAGUCAGGUCAAAUUUAAUCAAAAAUUAGCAAUAAUCGCAAAGAUUAUGGACCAAAUCGGCAAUUAUGUGUACUAGUGUCUUACUACCAAAUGUGACCAAAAAUUCGUGCCAUUCGAAGCAUUAUUAUUAGUUUAAUUGCAAUUUAAAUGUGUUGCGUACCACCUCUGUGAUUAUUGAUAUUUGUGUAAAGCGUACCUGAGAUGUAAGCGCAUGUACAGUGUGUCCAGAAAGUUAUGUAAUUUUGACCCACUGUACACAAAGUUGGAUUACAUUCUAAACCACUUAAUUUCACACUGCUGUCUUACAUUAAAUGAUAGUUUAAUCGAAAAUAUUUUUUUUUAUUUAUAUGUCGUAAUUGACGGGUUGUUGAGUGUUUUGUUAAGUGAGGACAUUAAAAAUAAAGAUUUAAUGGUGUGUUAUCGACUUUGGCAGUUGUCCAUUUUCAAUGAAUUUCUUUCACAUUCCAAGAGAUUUUAUAUGCAAAAAGCUCAGUUUUGUAUAAAGGGAUAGAAAAUUGUUGAAGUUUUGUUGUCUAUUUUUAUCUAGUCUUAUCCAAAAGUUUAUUUAUUUAGUUAUUGUCGACUCGAUGAAUUUCAAUGUAUAUUGUAAAUAAUGUAAGGAUCAAAAAAUUGUGUUUUGUAAUCGAAGUAUUUAUAAUUAAUUUAUAAUAUUUAUAAUUAUAAUCGAUUAGAAUAGUCCGUAGCAUGCCAACAUGCACGAUAGAGCAGACACUGUGAUGACAGACUGAACAGCUUUGAACCAAUUUUAAUAAUAAUCUAAUAACUACCCAAAAAAACCUAGACUAUUCAUUCAAUGACAUUGUCCAAAGUAAUUAAUUAAAAAAUACAAACUUUUUGGCUUGAAAUAGACAAUUCCUGUACCGCUUUUCCCACGAGAAAGUUGUUCAAAUUCUGAUUUUCUGACCCAGCAUGGAAUUUUAUGUGACACCGUUUUAAACUUGUAAGAAUUGCACCGUUUUUCUCUAAAUACUUUGUAAAUAUAGCCUAAUUGUCGUGUUUUUUCGAAAAAAUUCUAAAAAAUUCCAUGCUCAAAAUGUUCACCGUAUUUCAUAUAAAAUGAUCGUUUUAAUUUAUAUGAAAUAUGAUGCUUCGAGAAUUUGUUCUUCAAUUUGCCACAAUGCUAACAGCGGCUUUAAAGUGACCUCAUCUAUCAGUAUAAUCAGAUUUACCAUUCUGUACGGUUAGAGCCAAUAUUGUUAGCAACUUUGGCUUGAUUGCCUUUAAUAUAAUGCACCAUGAUCAUUUAAUCUCGUUAUGAACAUGAAGAAACCCUCAAAUAUUUUGUAGUUAAUAUCGACUCGACUUUAUUGUACAUAUUUCCUACAAUGUACAUGCAUCGAAUUUUAAAUUAAAACACAAUGUAUGUUCUAAUUCGUUACAUUAUACAAUAAAUAUUUUCAUCUGCAACAA